AUGCUCGGUCUAUACUUACUAUGUCUAUGGUCAAGCGUCAGCGUGAAAAGGCACCUUCACAUAUAUGGUUCUAUGGAAAGUGUGUGUGACAACGUUCUUAUAUGCGCGAUGCGCCUCGAUAGAUGGCGCGCGUUAACAAAUACAUUCUUAUACCGUAUGAUAUCGUAUCUCAAACUAGAAACGAGAGACCUGGAGAGACUUCAAGAGUGACAUUUAUCUAUUUCUGAGUAAAGAAUAAUCGCUAGAGAACCGUUUGCAUGAUUCUUAACAAAAAUCUAUAUUGGUAUUAAUUUUAUAUUAAAAGAGAAAGACAUUAUUAAUCCAUAUAAUGAGCUUCCGAAUUUGAUCAUUGUGUAUUUGAAGUAUUAUUUUGUACUUUGAGAGAUUUAACGGAAUGUGACUUGACGCAUAACAUUGUAUCCCUUAUUUAUAUGUGAUUUAUGUUAAAAUAUAGUUAAAGGAAGCACGAUCGCUGGAUAGUGAUAUUUCUGAAAGUUGUUGCAAACAAUCCUAUCGGAAUGACGUGCGAUAAUUAAUAUCGAUGUAAAGGCAACUAAUUCGAUAUUGAGAAAUCAAAAUAAAACAGGAACAUAUUAAAACUGUACGAGCAAUGAAACAUAUUAAAAAUUGUACGAGUAAUGAGACAUAGUCUUAAGAGAAUGGGUGUAUCUACCAGUUAAACACAAAGUGUUAUAUGUGCUAGCAUCGAGUCUGUUACAUUGGCACAAAGUUGUUUGGGUUAUCCACAAGAUAGUGAGGAAUUGAUCCCAAAAGUGGCACGUGAGCCAAUCAUUCUUAACGUUUAUGAUAUGUAUUGGAUAAAUGAAUAUACCACACCUAUUGGUCUUGGAGUAUUCCACUCUGGAGUGGAAAUAUAUGGAACAGAAUAUGCAUACGGCGGUCAUGCUCAACCGAAAAGUGGCAUUUUUGAAAUUACUCCAAGAAUAGCUGAGGAAUUGGGUGAACAGUUUAGAUAUAGACAAUCCGUUCAUAUUGGAUAUACAGAUUUUACAGAAGAAGAUGUUUCAAGAAUUAUUACAGAAUUAGGGAAAGAUUUUCGAGGAGACCGUUAUCAUUUGAUGAAUAAAAAUUGCAAUCACUUCAGCAGUCAGUUUACGUUGAUUCUAUGUGGACAGGAAAUACCUGGUUGGGUAAAUCGUCUAGCAUAUUUCAGUUCAUGCGUACCGUUUCUUCAACGUUGCUUGCCAAAGGAAUGGCUAACACCUGAUGCUUUACAACAUUCCUUAAAUCAAAUUAGUCAUCACGAAAGUACACCACCGUCAGAUACUUCCUUGUAACAUUUGGCUGAUACUUUUGAAAUGCACGGUCUAAAAUGCCGUAGAAGUUAUACAUUUUAGAUAAUUAAACAUUGUGAAAAAAAGUUUAUUAGGACUGACUAUAUAUAUUGCCAAGAUUUGGAAACCUGAGAAACUGAACCGUCAAGACAAGGUACAAAUUUGAUAUUGUACACUUGAAUACGAUUGCUGACAAUUAGUACUGAAAAAAUUGCCUUUGCCGCAACAUGUUGUUUCCUAAGACGGCGAUGCACAAGAUCGCAUGUGUUCUUUGUUGAAUAAUGCAGAAUAUUAAUCAAGAUAUGAUAGUUACAUAAUGAGUAAAUAAUUAUGUGCAUAAAUUUAAACCACAUAAAUUUAAUAAGUAGAAAAUUUUUUUGCCGAUAAAAACAAUCUUGUUAUAUUAGCAAGACGUCUAUUGAAAUUAAUUUGCUUACAAAGCUGAAAAACAAUGUUUUAAAGUUGUAGAAGAACAAUGGAUGCACAUUGAAGAGAUAAAUAUAUGUUCUAUAAAUACAUGUAAGGCAUGCAUAGUAUGCAAAUGGUUUAAAUAUUUAAUGAUGUAAUUACUUUCUAUAAUUAACAUGACUUAAUUAACAAACACCCAUACGCGCGCACACUCGUACUUACACAGAUACGUAAAUAAACUUCCGUAUUCUCAAUACUUUAUAUUACCUUUAAUUAGCCGAGUCUCCAUAUAAAUUUGAUAUGUUAUAUCUUGCGCCUUCUUUUGUAAUUUGAUUUAUCGCUCUGAAUCGAUUGUACACGUUUGGCAUUUCUAUUCUACGUAUGUGCAUUAAGCUAUUAAAACACGAAUAAAGAUAGAGGAGUAAGUUAAAAAUAAAGAAACUGUUUUCUCAAUGAAGAAUAUAGAAGCUCCAAUAAAAUUAAUUUAUAUGAGAUAUGAACAAAUAUUUUUAGUGAAACUCAAAACAAUGUAUACAUUUUUUGUCGAAUAUAAGCGAAAUUUCUAAUUUUAUUAUUUUAUAUAUAAAAUAUGUCGGAAUAAACAAGUUAAAUAACGUCAA
This is a messenger RNA of Monomorium pharaonis (pharaoh ant), 2323 nucleotides long. RefSeq names its product deubiquitinase DESI2. Gene Ontology annotation, biological process: protein deubiquitination. The record is from RefSeq and is a predicted model, not a curated record. The coding region runs from base 810 to 1298 and encodes 162 amino acids. The transcript is spliced from 7 exons. Lineage: Eukaryota; Metazoa; Arthropoda; Insecta; Hymenoptera; Formicidae. Gene Ontology annotation, molecular function: deubiquitinase activity.